GCCCGCGCACACGCCUACACUUCACACCUCAGGAACGUGAUGGAGGCACUGGCGAAGCAGCUGGCGACAUUGGAUUCGGGGCCGGCCUCGAAGCGUCGAGCAGCGGGGUCGGCGGGGGCGGACGCUCAAAUUCGCGAGCUCGCAGCGGCCACCGCGAAGACCGCAGCGGGGAUCGACGGCGAGGUUCGGCGCUUGAAGGGAUUUCUCGAGACCACAGCUCUUGUGCCAGAAGAGCACCCGCACAUGAGCGGGCUGCAGCAGACGGGUCGCGACUACGACGCGGAGAGUAAGACGCUGAAAGAGGCCAAGGACGUCGAGAGCUUGCAGAAGAUGAUGCCGUCGCACGAGAGGGCCUGGGUGGAUCAAGCGAAUCAGGUGGUCAAGGAUGGCAGUGUUCCCGACGCUCACAAGCCGCUGCUGAAGCAAUCUCAUGCCACGACGUCGCUUCGCGGGGUGCAGAUGGAGGUGACGAGGGCGAUCGGGGGCAACCCCAAGACCGAACUGAAAAGCGGCGCGCCCACGCGCAACCCCAACGCGAGGUCGGUGAUCGCCGAGCUGGUGAACAUGGGCGAGUUUCAGGGACGGAUUGAG
This is a messenger RNA of Prorocentrum cordatum, 591 nucleotides long. The record is from the annotation of a GenBank genome assembly. NCBI's taxonomy places the organism in Eukaryota, Dinophyceae, Prorocentrales, Prorocentraceae.